Messenger RNA from Danio rerio (zebrafish), 1330 nucleotides. RefSeq names its product CTF8, chromosome transmission fidelity factor 8 homolog (S. cerevisiae) (gene chtf8). The record is from RefSeq and is marked validated. Gene Ontology annotation, biological process: mitotic sister chromatid cohesion. Gene Ontology annotation, cellular component: nucleus; Ctf18 RFC-like complex. NCBI's taxonomy places the organism in Eukaryota, Metazoa, Chordata, Actinopteri, Cypriniformes, Danionidae.
GAAAAACACGUCCAACUGGCGGGAAUCUUGCGUGCCAAAAGAUCUUGCAGAAUACACGGACAGGACAUGCGAGUGUGUUUACUUCCUUUUGUAAUUAUCAGUGAAGUUAUGUAGACACGGUCAGUCGUGAAGGUUAUAUCUGACUUCUUUUAUCAGCAUUUCAGAUGAGAAGUUCUACAAAAUAGAAAGAAGUGUGUGAUUUGAGGAACAUAUCCUGACACAGAAUGGUUCAAAUAGUCAUCUCGAGUAAUGCCGGUGAAAGCCCUGCUGAGUGGCUGUUGGUGGAGCUGCAGGGAGAAAUGGUGUCCAGACAAAACACUGGACUAGCAGGAAAUCUGAUGGGGGACCUGCACUACACUAAAGAGGGCGUACCAAUCCUUAUAGUCGGACAUCACAUCCUUUAUGGCAAACAGGUCAAAUUGGAGAAGCCGUUUGCUGUUCUGAUGAAGCACUCCGGACUCCCUCAGGAUGCGGAGGAAAACAUGGAAACCAACCAAGAGAAACCAACAUCUUACACCGUCUCGGCCCUCAUCAAAAAGAAGCUGAUAUUUAAAACCAGACCCAAACCCAUCAUCACCAAUGUGCCAAAGAAGGUAUAGCUAGUAUCCCGAUAUCAGAGACUAAAUGAUCAUGGAGUUAGUGCAUUUACUGCACACAUGCAUUGUUGUCAGAAAUGUGUUUCUGACAAUAAUAAAGAAGUAUGUGAUUAAGAGUGUUGUAAUAAUAAGCCUCAAGUGAAUUUCAACAACAAAAAAGAAGAAGUGCUCACUUUUGAAUUCAAGUUUAUUGUAUCAAAACAUCAGUUACAAGGAAAAUGUCCAAACUUAAAGAAUCUAGUUUCUUGUACACACCAGAAUGCACAUAAUAUGUAAAGUUCAAAUGAGAUUAAAAGACCUUGAUUGGCCAUUUCCAGGUAUUGUAGGUUCGGUAUGAAACCCAAACAAAAUGGUUUCAACUCAUGACUUGAAUAUUUGAUUCUGUGAGUAAACAUAAGCUGCCAGUGGCAAACUGUAAUCAUGGUUAAAUACUCUUAACCUCUCCUAUGAUGAACUAUGAACAAUUUAUUAUUCUCUAAUCUGUACAGCGUUAUGAAAAUAACUUAACAUGUUUUCCAAAAAAUAAAGUUUCCUAGAAAAAAAAUGUAGAUACACUGAUAUGUGUCUAGAUUUGUGCACGUUUAAAAUAUCUUUGAGAUUUACAUUAUAAAAAAUAUAUUACUUUACACUAUACUUGAAAUGACUGGUGUAAAUCUAGUAUUUAUUAAUUAAAUAUAAUUCACCAUCUUCAAAUUAACUUACUGGUUCUGUGUCUGGCAGGCAGCAGAGCUAUU